CCCUCUCCUCUUCUCUCCCUCCCUCGGAAACCAGCCGCCGUCGUCGCCUUCCGGGAACCAGCCACCGUCGCCGCCUGCCGUGGACCAGCCACCGUCGCCGCCUGCCGUGGACCAGCCACCUUCGUCGUGUGACGGGAACUAGCCACAGUCGCCGCCUGCUGGGGACAAGACACCGUCGCCGCCUGACGGACUGGCCGACGCCUUUCCAGCGGUCUCUCCCUCUCCGUCACCGGUGGAAUUUCCUCCAAACUCGACAAUAUUUUCUUCUGUGAAGUCGCCAGAGACAUUCUCUUCUCGGAAAUCGACAAUCUUAGCAGCCUUCUCUUCUCCAAAAUUGGUUCCCUCCAUGGAUUCCGGCAACAUUCUCUAUGCCAUCUUCAACCGUUGUUAAAAUGGCGAAGGCUAAAAAGGCAAAGAACGAAGAGCAGAGAGAUGGAGAUAAUAGUAAUUCGGAGGCAGUUGUCAAGCAUCAGAAGCUCUGUCUGUCCAUUGACAUGGACCGCCGCCGAAUCUAUGGGUACACAGAACUUCAAAUAGCCAUACCGGACAAUGGAAUAGUGGGUUUGCAUGCUGAUAAUUUGGCAAUUGAAAAGGUUACAGUUGAUGGAGAGCCAGCGAUGUUUGAAGUCUUCCCUCACUAUCAGCAUCUGGACCCAAAGGAUAGAUGGUCUGUGGUUUCUUCAGCCACUUCAGCUGCUGAUGCCUCCGGUUCUGUUUACUUGUCAUCCCUUGAGAUCGAAUUACUUCCAAAUUUACUGAUAAUGUGUAGCAAGACCACUAAAACAGAGAACAAUCAAGAAGAAUAUAUCCAGGUGGACAAUGGUGAACCAACUUUGGCUGAUGCUAACAGGCCGGAUCAGAAUGUGAAACUUGUGCGCAUAGAAUAUUGGGUUGAAAAAGCGGAGACAGGAGUACAUUUUAAUGGCAAUGUUUUGCAUACAAAUAACCAGUUGAGACGUGCACGGUGCUGGUUUCCUUGUUUGGAUGAGAGUUUGCAGUGUUGCUGUUAUGACCUUGAAUUUACGGUGGCCAGUGAUCUUGUUGCAGUUAGCUCCGGAACGUUACUUCAUCAGGUGUUGACCAAGGAUGAUCCACCACAGAAGACAUAUAUUUAUAAACUAGAUGUUCCUGUAGCUGCUCAGUGGAUUUCUCUGACAGUUGCACCAUUUGAGGUUCUUCCUGACCGACAUCGUGGGUUGCUCUCAUACUUUUGUUUACCUUCUAACUUGUCAAAGCUGCGGAAUACAAUGGUGUUUUUCCACAAUGCUUUCAGCCACUAUGAGGAUUACCUAUCUGCAUCAUUUCCAUUUGGAUCAUACACACAAGUUUUCAUUGCUCCUGAGAUGACAGUAUCCUUAUGGAGUUCAGGAGCUUCCACGAGCAUCUUCAGUUCUCAUCUUCUGUUUGAUGAGAAACUCAUUGAUCAGACUAUAGAGACAAGGAUUAAACUUUCUUAUGCUCUUGCCAGACAGUGGUUUGGAGUAUAUAUCACCCCUGAAGCUCCAAAUGACGAGUGGUUGGUGGAUGGUCUUGCUGGGUUUCUCACCGAUUCUUUUAUUAAGAGGUUUUUGGGAAACAAUGAAGCGCGCUUUAGAAGAUAUAAGGCCAAUUGUGCUGUUUGCCAAGCAGAUGAUAGUGGUGCUACUACCUUAAGUUCCAGUGCUGCUUCUAAGGAUUUGUAUGGCACCCAGUGCAUUGGUUUUUAUGGAAAAAUAAGAUCAUGGAAAUCUAUAGCUAUCCUUCAAAUGUUGGAGAAACAGAUGGGUCCGGAGUCAUUCCGUAAAAUUCUGCAGAAUAUUGUUUUGAGGGCUCGAGAUGGUAACCGUUCUUUGAGAACACUGAGCACCAAAGAGUUCCGUCACUUUGCUAAUAAAAUUGGAAAUCUUGAGCGGCCAUUUCUUAAAGAGUUCUUUCCUCGCUGGGUUGGAUCUUGUGGUUGUCCAGUGCUGAAGAUGGGAUUUUCCUAUAACAAAAGAAAGAAUAUGAUUGAAUUAGCUGUUCUGCGGGGAUGUACUUCUAGACCUGAUUCUUGGGUAGGCGUUGAUAAUAUCAAUCAUGAUUCCGAAAAUCGAGAUGGCAUAGUUGGGUGGCCAGGGAUGAUGAGUAUACGGGUGCAUGAGCUGGAUGGCAUGUAUGACCAUCCUUUCCUGCCCAUGGCUGGUGAGCCGUGGCAGUUGCUGGAGAUUCAGUGUCACUCAAAACUUGCUUCAAAGCGCUUUCAAAAAACCAAGAAGGGCACUAAGGCUGAUGGUUCUGAUGACAAUGGUGAUGCUAUGCCCAUAACUGACGUGCGACCAAAUUCUGAGUCUCCCCUAUUAUGGCUACGCGCUGAUCCAGAAAUGGAAUAUCUUGCUGAAGUACAUUUCAAUCAACCUGUGCAAAUGUGGAUAAAUCAAUUGGAGAGGGAUAAGGAUGUUGUCGCUCAGGCCCAAGCUAUAGAAGUAUUAGAAGCACUACCACAACUUUCCUUUUCUGUUGUUAAUGCUCUAUAUAAUUUUCUCUGUGACUCCAAGGCUUUCUGGAGAGUUCGCAUACAGGCUGCAUUUGCGUUGGCUGCUACUACAAGUGAGGACACUGACUGGACUGGCUUGCUUCAUCUGAUAAACUUCUAUAAAAGUCGUAGAUUUGAUCCAAAGAUCAAUCUUCCCAGGCCAAACGACUUUCAUGAUUUUCAGGAGUACUUUGUACUUGAGGCAAUACCACAUGCAAUAGCUAUGGUCAGAUCUUCAGACAAGAAGAGCCCCAGAGAAGCUGUUGAGUUUAUUUUGCAACUUCUGAAGUACAAUGAUAACAGUGGGAACACAUACUCGGAUGUUUUCUUGGUAGCUGCAUUAGUCCAGUCUGUUGGAGAACUUGAAUUUGGACAACAGAGUGUCAUCUAUUUACCCUCUUUGCUGAAGCGUCUUGAUCGUCUCUUGCAAUUCGACAGGUUGAUGCCAAGUCACAAUGGGAUUUUGACAAUCUGUUGUAUCCAAUCACUUACUCAAAUGGCACUCAAACUAUCAGAAUUUGUUCCUCUUGAAAAUGUCGUGGAACUAAUUAAACCAUAUCGAAUAUCAAAGAUGUGGGAAAUUCGAAUUGCUGCAAGCAGAGGCCUAGUUGAACUUGAGUUUCAGUGUAAAGGAAUAGAUGCAGCACUGAAACUGUUCAUCGAAUACCUUAACGACGAGACAUCUCUACGAGGACAAACCAAAUUAGGUAUCUGUGCUUUGCGCAUAUCGCAGAUGAUUAGUCAAUCCAAUGGUGACAAAGGUGUAAAGAGCGACACACUUGUUGCACUCUUGCGCUUACUUGAAAGUCCUCUGGCCUUUAACAAUACUAUGCUUCGUCACUACGUCUUCUGCAUUCUGCACGUUCUUGCCAAAAGGGCUCCAACACUUUACGGGGUUCCAAGAGAUGAGACUCUCAAGAUGGGACAUACAAAGACAUGUAGCGAACUUAAGAGCAUUUUUGCUGCCCUUAUCAAGCAAUCCAAGACUCCUGAGCCUUCAUCUGCCUCUGAUAUGACACUAAAUCUGUUGGUUCCUGAAGGUUAUACAGAUGGAGACACUUUUGUGGAAAAACAUGAACCGAUUACAGAAGUCCCAAAUCCUGCACUCGAUAAUUCUGAGGUUCAGGCUGUUCAACAGACAGCAGAUCCUUCUGAUGCUCCAGAAAUAUUGCAUAUUUCUGAUGAUGAACUCUCAAUGAUGCCUACAAUGCCCUUGCCCAUUGAAGGCCAUCAGCCAAUUGAGCAAGUUAGUAACUCUUUAGGCAAUAUUGUCAUUGACACAGAGGAAAACACCAACACCUUGAUUGAAACCGAGGCAUUGGGAAAACCAGAUACUUUCUUUGAUACUGAGGCUUCCAGAAGAGGCGACAUGUCACUUACCAAUCAUCAGGAAACUGAACCAGCUGGCCUUGUCCGUCAUGAUAGUAUGCCAAGUGGAGAUGCUACUCAUGGACCUGAUACUGUUUCCAUCAGUCGUGAGGUGAAGAAGCCAAAACUAAAGAUAAGGGUCAGACAGUCUGCUGCAUCUAGUCGGGCCGAAGAUCCAGAUAGAGCAUCUAGUCGGGCUGAAGAUCCUGUUAGGAGUAGAAUCUUGAAUGCUCAAGAUGGAAACAACGAUGCUGAUCAUGGAGCGAGCAGUUCAGUUUCUGUUGACGCGCCACAUAGAAACUUUGGCGAAACUAUCAGUACUGGAAAUCACAACUUUGAGGAUGCCAAUUCAUGCCAUGAUGUUGGUUCACGAGUGACAGCCAGUAUAGGCCAUGCUAAACCCACGACUGAUGAUGGAGAAGAACUUUCUAAGGAACUACAGUGUACUGCAGAUUCUAGUAAAGUUUCUUUACCACUCACUUCGGAUGAUCAUCGCUCUCCUACCUCCACGAAGAAAAGUGAUGGAGAGCAACAAGCAAGUGAGAACCAUGUAAUUGCUCUAGACUCCAGAAGGUACGAUGGUGGAGAUAGUUCAGCUCCCACUGAUCUCCAAUCACAUGGUAAGCACAAGGAAAAGAAGAAAGACAAGGAAAAGGACAAGAAGCGAAAGAAGGAUAGGCACCACGACGAUCCUGAGCGCAAGGAACAGAAGCGCCAGAAAAAGGAAAAGAAGCGAAAGGAGAAGGAAAUGGCGAAACUUCUCGCUGAAAAACCCAAAACUAUGCCUCCGAUACAAGAAAAGAGAGUAGGUGUGGAUAAUCACCCUGCCGGAGUGGAGUCGGGGAGUAAAAAAGAGCUGCCGGUAACUAGACAAGGUACAGUUGGUGGGGCAAAGGAAGUAAAUAACAGGAGUAAUGUUGAGCAACAAGGGGCGGGUGUGAGCAGAAAUGAUGGGGGCUCAAGUUCAGCGCCGUCUCAUAAAAUUAAAAUCAAGUUUAAGCGUAAACAAUAACUUUGUAGAUGUUGGAAUCAUUCAUUUCCCCCUUUUUUUUCUAAUGCAAUACUAUCUAGAUUUACACUGUAUUGUUCUAUUGUUUCGGCAAAUGAUAAACUGUGGCCAUUUUAGACUUUGACCACAAAAGUAACAGAACAGUUUAUGAUUCUAUAAUUAUUGCAAACGACUACACACUUUGUUUGUUAAA
Molecule: messenger RNA, 5061 nt
Organism: Salvia splendens (bonfire salvia)
Lineage: Eukaryota; Viridiplantae; Streptophyta; Magnoliopsida; Lamiales; Lamiaceae
Product: transcription initiation factor TFIID subunit 2
Exons: 26
Coding region: 369-4871 (1500 amino acids)
Biological process (GO): transcription initiation at RNA polymerase II promoter
Cellular component (GO): transcription factor TFIID complex
Molecular function (GO): metallopeptidase activity; transcription cis-regulatory region binding; zinc ion binding
Source: RefSeq, a predicted model, not a curated record